UCAACACAAUUUGAUACUAGCCAACAUGGAAGUAAUUUGCAUCUUUCCCCAUUGUGUACCCAGAAUUCCGGACUUUGUAGUAUUUCCUUUCACCCGCACGCUGCCAUUUGAAAAGUGGUGGAUAAAUUCCGGCUGGUCGGAUGUGAUUCCCUUGGACAGUUUGCCGGACAAAAUUUUGAUCUGCGAGGAGCACUUUGAACCGGAUCUCAUCAACAAACGCCAUAAGGUACCCAAGCUUGCGCUUGGUGCUCUCCCUACGCGUAACGUUCAAUGUCCGGGCGUAAAAUCGGGUCCGUUGAAACCGGCGGCGUCGGAUCGAGUGUACUGCCGACUGUGUGGACAGCAGCAAGCUUGUAAUCUUGACGAAGACCUUGAGUUGCUAUCGAAUCUGGAUGAAAUAUUCCAACAUCAGCUGCAACUGUCUGACUUUACCACUCUUCCGACAGGAGUGUGCACCCGUUGUAAGGCGUUGGGCAGCACGAUGCAAAAGUUUUGGAAGAAAUGUUUCGACGCACAAGAAACGCUCAAAGCCAUUUUUAACAACAAAGCAUCGACGUCCGGACCGUCGAAGGAGAGUUGCAUUGCGAAGCAAUUAACAUCCGCUGAACACCCCAGCAACGUAAACGUGAAAAAGAGAGAUAGCACAUCCGUUGAUAGAGAAGUAUCUCCCGACAACUGUGAAGAAGUAGUAGUGGUCCACACGUCGCAGUCGGAUGUAAUUGAGGAGCAAUUUGCCAACGAGUUCGAGUUUGAAUCCUACGGUGAAGAGCUGCCGCACGGCGACAGUACAGCGGACGAAUGUGAAGAGAAUCUGAAGACAGAGCCGUGUGAAUCUGAAAACCAACUGCUGUCGGAACAUUACGCAAAUGAUUAUGGGGAUGAAAGUUCCUCUCGAGAGUUUUUUACACGCACAGUCAAACAGCAGGAGCGCAGCGGAUCUGGCAAUGAGGAGGAAUCAUUACACAUGUGCGAAAUUUGUGGAAAUUCUUAUAAGACGCUUAAUCGGCUUAAGGCCCACAUCAAUCUACACAACAGCGCCCGUAAUCAUGAGUGUAACAUCUGUGGCCACAAGUUUAAGACGCGCCGAGGCCUGAAGGAACACGUAGAGUCAAAGCACGAGCGCAAAUCGUUUCCAUGUCAAAUAUGUGGCGUACAGUACAGCUGGAAGAAGGGGCUGGAACGGCACAUGAGCACCACCCACAGGGGCAAGGCACCGAAACAUAUUUGCAAAGUUUGCAACAAAGCUUUCCCAGUUCCGCACAAGCUGAAGAAGCACGUGAUGUUGCACACAGGCGAUCGGAUCUAUUGUGAAUAUUGCGGCAAAGGCUAUAGAUUCAAUUAUAUGCUAACGCAGCACAAAAUACGCGUACACGAACUUGUUUUCGAAGGAGUUAAGCUUUACAAAUCGAAAAAAAUGGUAGAUCGUCAGAAAGCGACCGGGAUUGAUGGUUCUUCUUUAAGCUACGGACAGGAAAGCGCAUCUUGUUGA
This is a messenger RNA of Anopheles maculipalpis, 1489 nucleotides long. Its product is annotated as PR domain zinc finger protein 5-like. Gene Ontology annotation, molecular function: zinc ion binding. The transcript is spliced from 2 exons. The coding region runs from base 26 to 1489 and encodes 487 amino acids. The record is from RefSeq and is a predicted model, not a curated record. NCBI's taxonomy places the organism in Eukaryota, Metazoa, Arthropoda, Insecta, Diptera, Culicidae. Gene Ontology annotation, cellular component: nucleus.